Molecule: messenger RNA, 1678 nt
Organism: Episyrphus balteatus (marmalade hoverfly)
Lineage: Eukaryota; Metazoa; Arthropoda; Insecta; Diptera; Syrphidae
Product: probable cytochrome P450 313a4
Exons: 8
Coding region: 143-1612 (489 amino acids)
Molecular function (GO): monooxygenase activity; oxidoreductase activity, acting on paired donors, with incorporation or reduction of molecular oxygen; heme binding
Source: RefSeq, a predicted model, not a curated record
GCAUAUAAUAACAAUGAAUACCCAAUGAACCCAGGUUAUAAAAAGAUGUUUACCUGCAACUAAACAUAAAAGUAACUUUCAUACCAGCCAAACAAAAAUUGUUAAGUUUAAUCUUCAAGUUUCAAUUUAAUAUUCAUUGAGAAUGGUUGUGGCUGCUACUUUAAUUGUUAUUCUCACAUUUUUGUGGAUUUACUUCCUUUGGUCCAGAAGGAAGUAUUAUGCAUUUGCUUUGAAAAUGCCUGGUCCACUUGGAUUUCCAAUCAUUGGUAUUGUCCACAAACUUUUUAAUUUGGCAGAUGUUCUAUAUGAGCUUCCUAAAUAUGCCAUUCAAAACAAUUUAAAAAGUUAUUUUUCCUGGCUCGGACCAUACCCAAUGGUUUACACAAUGGAUCCUAAAAUAGCUGAAAUAAUUCUAACUUCUCCAGAUUGUAUUGAUAAAUCAUGUAUUUAUGAUGCCAUUAACGAUAUAGUUGGUCCUGGAAUACUCACAAUAAAAGCUCCUGGUUGGAAUCAUCAUAGGAAACUUUUGAAUCCUGCAUUCAGUCACAAGGUUCUAUUAGGAUUUUUUCCAUUAUUUAAUAGGCAUAUUGAUGAAUUUUGUGAAAAAUUGGAACAAAAUGUCGAUUGUGGUGAAGUUAAUGUAAAAGAUCUUGUAUGCAAUCUUUCCCUAACAACAUCAGUUGCUACAACCAUGGGCUUGGAUUUUGAGAAGGAAUCCAGCACGAAGUUUCUUGGACUAUGCGAGAGAAUGUUGGAAAUGACAACUCAACGUGUAUUAAAUCCAUUUCUAGCUAACGAUACAAUAUUCCGUACAACAAAGUUACAUAAGCCAUUCUCAGAAUUAAAAGAUAGUGUACUGGGCUUUGCACAUAGUCUUGUUAUGAAGAGGAUUAAGGCGAUUGAACAUAAUGAACCAUCAGAAAAUAAACCCAACCACAAUAUUUUCAUAGAUCAUGUCAUUAAAAUUCAUCAAAACAAUGAAUAUACAUUUGAUGACAUAAUAUCAGAAGGAAAUAUUAUGGUAUUUGCUGCUUUUGAAACUACAGCAACGACUAUGUUUUCAACAUUAAUGCUUUUAGCAAUGCAUCCAGAAUAUCAAGAAAAAGUAUUUGACGAAAUUCUAACAAUUUUUCCUAACAAAGAUUUUGAAGUAAAAUAUGAAGAUUUCAAAAACUUAGUUUACUUAGAAAUGUGCAUCAAUGAAACUUUGAGAAUAUUUGCAUCAAUACCAAUGAUUGGGCGAAAUUGUUCCAAGGAUAUACCUAUAUCAAAAGAUAUAGUUAUUCCAAAGGGUACUCAAGUAAUUGUGGACAUAUUCAAUAUUCAAAGAGACGAAGAUAUUUGGGGACCUGACGCAGCAACUUUUAAUCCUGAUCAUUUUCUACCAUCGAAUCUGAUUGGUCAUCAUAGUUACUCUUUUAUACCAUUUUCAAAAGGACCAAGGAAUUGCAUAGGUUGGCAAUAUGCAAGGAUCUUCUUAAGAAUUGCUUUGGCUCAAGUUAUUCGAAAAUAUCGGUUCACAACCAAAUUUAAAUUUGAAGAUAUUAGAUGUGUCGAACACAUUACUUUGCGCUACGAAAAACUUCCUUUAUUAGAAGUUCAUAAGAGAUAACUUUUCCCAAAUAAAAAUUGUGUGAUUGUGUAAUAAAUAAAUAAAAAAAGAGAUCUUCUUUUUAAA